AUGACACUUGCUACCUUGCUGUGGACAGUCGCGGUCUCUACCUGUCUUGGAUCCAGCAUGGCCCAGACUGUCACUCAGCCUCAACCAGAAAUAUCUGUGCAAGAGACAGAGACUGUGACCCUGGGCUGUACAUAUGACACUAGUGAUAGUGAUUAUUAUUUGUUCUGGUACAAACAGCCACCCAGUGGGGAGAUGCUGUUCAUUAUCCGCCAAGAAGCUUAUAAGCAACAAAAUGCAACAGAUAAUCGCUUCUCUGUGAACUUCCAGAAAGCAACCAAAAGCUUCAGCCUCAGGAUCUCCGACUCCCAGCUGGAGGAUGCUGCGAUGUAUUUCUGUGCCCUCAAAAGGAAACUCUGUGCAUACUCUGGAGUUGGGGCUUACCAACUCACUUUCGGGAAGGGCACCAAACUCUUGGUCACACCAAAUAUCAAGAACCCUGACCCCGCCGUGUACCAGCUGAGAAGCCCUAAAUCCAGCAACACUUCGGUCUGCCUGUUCACCGAUUUUGAUUCUAAAAUCAAUGUGUCACAAAGCCUGAGCUCCACGGUGUUUGGCUCUAACAGCACGGCGCUGGACAUGAAGGCCGUGGGUUCCAAGAGCAAUGGGGUGCUGCACUGGAGUCAGAGCUCUGACUUCAAAUGUAAUGAAACCUUUGACGAGAACUUCCACUCCAAUUCAGAAGUUUCCUGUAAUGCCAUGUUGGUAGAGAAAAGCUUUGAAACAGAUAUGAACCUAAACUUCCAAAACUUGUCUGUGAUCGGGUUCCGCAUCCUGCUCCUGAAAGUGGCCGGCUUUAACCUGCUCAUGACCCUGCGGCUGUGGUCCAGCUGA
Molecule: messenger RNA, 831 nt
Organism: Miniopterus natalensis
Lineage: Eukaryota; Metazoa; Chordata; Mammalia; Chiroptera; Miniopteridae
Source: RefSeq, a predicted model, not a curated record